CGAAGGGGCGGUGUUCACCCGCCGCCUAGGCACAGGUUCUCGCGUGAGGGGAGCGACCAUGGCGGCGGACAAGGCGGGCGAUCAGGGAACUGAGAAACAUGAAGGAACAGUUACUUCCUCUGGGAUUACUGAUCAGGAAAAGGAGCUGUCAAGUAGUGCAUUACAAGCUUUUAAUGCUGGGAAUUAUGAUGCUUGUCUGCAACAUCUCAUCUGCUUGCAAGAAAUAAACAAAGAUGACUACAAAAUAACUUUGAAUACAGCUGUUGCAGAGUUCUGUAAAAGUAACCAGACUACAACAGACAACUUGAAACAAACACUUAAUCAACUGAAGAAUCAGGUUCAUUCAGCUGUUGAAGAAAUGGAUGGCUUAGACGAUGUUGAAAACAGCAUGCUUUACUACAAUCAGGCAGUUAUUCUGUAUCAUCUGCGUCAAUACACUGAAGCAAUAUCAGUUGGAGAGAAGCUUUACCAGUUUAUAGAACCUUUUGAAGAGAAGUUUGCCCAGGCUGUGUGCUUCCUGCUUGUAGACUUGUAUCUGCUAACUUACCAGGCUGAGAAAGCCUUGCAUCUGCUUUCUGUUUUGGAAAAAAUGAUUUUACAGGGAAACAAUAACAAAAAUGGAAAAAAUAACGAGAUAGGUAAUAACACAAAUAAGGAGUCAUCUAAUCAUAGAGCUGAAAGUGGAGCUUUGAUAGAAGCUGCAAAAUCUAAGAUACAUCAGUAUAAAGUGAGAGCCUAUAUCCAGAUGAAGUCUCUAAAAGCAUGCAAAAGGGAGAUUAAAUCCGUUAUGAAUACAGCUGGAAAUUCUGCUCCUUCUCUCUUUCUUAAGAGCAAUUUUGAAUAUUUGAGGGGCAAUUAUCGGAAAGCAGUAAAACUGUUAAACAGCUCAAACAUUGCUGAACAUCCAGGAUUCAUGAAAACAGGUGAAUGCUUAAGGUGCAUGUUUUGGAACAAUCUCGGCUGCAUUCAUUUUGCUAUGGGAAAGCACAAUUUAGGAAUUUUCUAUUUUAAAAAGGCCCUGCAGGAAAAUGAUAAUGCAUGUGCACAACUAGGAACGGGUAGCACAGACCCAGGCAAGAAAUUUUCAGGGAGACCUAUGUGUACGUUGUUGACUAAUAAACGGUAUGAGUUGCUAUACAACUGUGGAAUUCAACUUUUACAUAUUGGGAGGCCCCUAGCUGCUUUUGAAUGCUUGAUAGAAGCUGUCCAAGUCUACCACUCAAACCCACGCCUCUGGUUGAGACUAGCAGAAUGCUGCAUUGCUGCCAACAAGGGGACGUCAGAACAAGAAACUAAAGGUCUUCCAAGCAAAAAAGGAAUUGUGCAAUCUAUAGUAGGUCAAGGCUAUCACCGUAAAAUAGUCCUUGCAUCACAAUCAAUACAGAAUGUUGUUUAUAAUGAUGGGCAGUCCUCAGCUAUCCCUGUUGCCAGUAUGGAGUUUGCAGCGAUUUGUCUAAGAAAUGCCUUGCUGUUGCUGCCGGAAGAUCAGCAGGAGCCAAAGCAGGAAAAUGGAUCUAAAACUAAUAACCAGUUGGGGGGAAAUGCAGAGAACAAUGAAAGCAGUGAAGCAUGCAGCAGUAAAAGUCAUGAAGGAGAUAAAUUCAUUCCAGCUCCACCUUCUUCACCUCUGAGAAAACAGGAAUUAGAAAAUUUAAGGUGCUCAAUACUUGCCUGCAGUGCUUAUGUUGCUCUGGCUUUGGGUGAUAACCUUAUGGCUUUGAAUCAUGCAGAUAAACUUCUUCAGCAGCCAAAGCUGUCAGGAUCUCUUAAGUUUCUUGGCCAUUUGUAUGCAGCAGAGGCUCUCAUCUCUCUAGACAGAAUCUCUGAUGCCAUUACUCACUUGAACCCUGAGAACGUCACUGAUGUUUCCCUGGGGAUCUCUUCAAACGAGCAGGAUCAAGGGUCAGACAAAGGAGAAAAUGAGGUGAUGGAAUCUUCUGGCAAGCAGACACCCCAGUGUUAUCCCAGUUCAGUCACUUCUGCACGAACAAUGAUGUUGUUUAACCUUGGCAGUGCUUACUGCUUGCGAAGUGAAUAUGAUAAAGCUCGCAAGUGUCUCCACCAGGCUGCUUCACUGAUCCAUCCCAAAGAAAUUCCCCCAGAGGCCAUUCUACUGGCUGUGUAUCUUGAACUACAGAAUGGUAACACUCAACUGGCACUGCAGAUCAUCAAAAGAAACCAGCUUCUCCCUUCAGUGAAAACACACACUGAUAUGCGAAAGAAGCCAAUAUUUCAGCCAGUCCACCCUAUCCAGCCCAUUCAGAUGCCAGCUUUCACCACUGUUCAAAGGAAGUGAAGUCUUGCUAUAACCUGACAGGCCCUAUGGAGGAGGGCUUGUGAGUUUGUAUAUUUUUUAAACUGUCUCUAUUGGAAUGUGCUGGCUUGUGUAC
Messenger RNA from Emys orbicularis (European pond turtle), 2390 nucleotides. It is a transcript of the gene CNOT10, whose product is annotated as CCR4-NOT transcription complex subunit 10. The record is from RefSeq and is a predicted model, not a curated record. Lineage: Eukaryota; Metazoa; Chordata; Testudines; Emydidae. The coding region runs from base 59 to 2296 and encodes 745 amino acids. Gene Ontology annotation, cellular component: CCR4-NOT complex. Gene Ontology annotation, biological process: negative regulation of translation; mRNA catabolic process. The transcript is spliced from 19 exons. Gene Ontology annotation, molecular function: protein binding.